This is a messenger RNA of Mangifera indica (mango), 1602 nucleotides long. RefSeq names its product BAG family molecular chaperone regulator 2-like. Gene Ontology annotation, molecular function: adenyl-nucleotide exchange factor activity; protein-folding chaperone binding. Gene Ontology annotation, biological process: protein stabilization. Bases 346 to 1215 code for a protein of 289 amino acids. The transcript has 4 exons. The record is from RefSeq and is a predicted model, not a curated record. NCBI's taxonomy places the organism in Eukaryota, Viridiplantae, Streptophyta, Magnoliopsida, Sapindales, Anacardiaceae. Gene Ontology annotation, cellular component: cytoplasm.
GAAAAUCGUCCACAUAAAAACAAAUAUUUGCUUCCAAUGUUUAUCUCCUUCAUCAAGCUAACUACUUCCAAAAACACAACCAAUCCAUUAUGAUAAUUUUCUUUUGUAGAUUCUUCUCUUUGCUUCCUAUUCUUUUUCCUUUCAACUCAAUUCUCUCUCAGCUUUUCUCAUUUCAUUACAUUUACAUAUGGAUAUACUUACUUCUUAUCUUGCCAUGAAGUUUUCCCUCUUUCUCAUGCUGUGACUUUUAAAGUUCCUCUUAUCUUUUUCUGAUUUUUAACAUCCUCCAUAAUUUCAUCAAGAAAAUUUUAUACACGGAGCCUGUGAAGUGAAAAGGCUAAAGGGAUGCUUUCAUUCCCAAGAAAAAAGAGUUCUGGGGGUACUGGUAAAGUUGGUAUGAAUGUUGAAGAAUGGGAAAUUAGGCCUGGAGGAAUGUUGGUUCAAAAGAGGAAUUUAGACUCUAAUCAAUCUGUUACAGUUCCCACCAUUAAAGUUAGAGUUAAAUUUGGCUCUACAUAUCAUGAAGUCUGUGCCAAUUCCAUAGCAAGUUUUGUCUUGUAUAUGGCAGGUGAAUUGAAGAAAACGCUUGCAGAACAUACUGGAUUACACCAUCAGGAUCAGAAGUUGAUAUACAAAAAGAAAGUGAGAGAUUCUAAAGAGUAUUUAGAUGUCGCAGGAGUGAAAAAUGGAUCGAGAAUGGUGUUAGUUGAAGACAUUGCAAGCAGAGAAAGGCGGUGCCUAGAGAUGAUCAGAAAUGCUAACAUUGAAAAGGCUUCAAAAUUGUUGUCCCAAAUCCGACUGCAAGUCGACAAAUUUGCUGAGCGUGUUACAGUUUUGGAAGCUAGUGCUUGUAGAGGGGACAGAAUCACAGAUAAAGAUUUUGAUAAUUUGAUUGGAAUGCUGAUGACAGAAUUGGUUAAAUUGGAUGAAAUUUCAAUUGAAGGAGAUCUAAAGUUGCAAAAGAGUGUGCAGGAAAGGAGAGUUCAAAAGUACAUUGAAAUUCUUGAUAUUUUAAAGCUAAACAAUUCCAAGCUUGGCAGCAAAGCAGGCAAAAUCCCACCUCAGCAAAAAGAUAAUAUACCAAAACCAUUGCAGAAGCAUAAGGUGCAAUUAAAGCAGAAGAAUUUGACAGAGCAAAGGCCAGUGCAGCAACAACAACCAAUGGCAUAUACGCCAUCUGUUGUUGUCACCACAAAAUGGGAAACUUUUGAUUGAAGUAUGAUCUAAAGAAUACAAUUUAUCCGUGCUAUUUUUGAAUUCAAUUCUCAUCGGUCUUCAUACUUCAGUUUCUCUACACACUGGUGACAACUGAGUCUAAAAGAUUUCUUUGUAUGUACUCUUCAAUUGAGAUGCCCACUUGCGUCUUCUGAAUUUCUUGUUCUUGUGGGAAAUCAGUCCUUUGCAAAUUGUAUAUAGAGGGUGAAUAAAGAAGCUGGAAUGUGUAUGCCAAGGAGACAUUAUAAACAAAUGGGUUGUAAAUUUGUAGAGAAGAAUUUUUGCUUUCUUUCUUUCUGUGUUUGUGUCACUUGAGACCAUUAGGCCAACUAAUGUAUGAUAUUAAAUAAUGAACAAUCAAUCAAUAAUCUUUCUGCUUUUUAUCAA